Molecule: messenger RNA, 1722 nt
Organism: Leptomonas pyrrhocoris
Lineage: Eukaryota; Euglenozoa; Kinetoplastea; Trypanosomatida; Trypanosomatidae
Exons: 1
Coding region: 1-1722 (573 amino acids)
Biological process (GO): lipid metabolic process
Molecular function (GO): triacylglycerol lipase activity
Source: RefSeq, a predicted model, not a curated record
AUGGAGUCCACCAUUCACGUUCUGUGGGUGAGGUGCAUCUCCCUGUACGAGCGGUCGCACUACCUGCUCUACGUUCUCUACACCUUCGGUUUGUUUUUAUGGGAGGUGGUCACCGGUGUACUGGAGAUUCCCACGGACGCCCCUCAGUACGAUGCCCUGCUUCAUCAAGCCAGCUGCGCCAAGUCGUACGAGGAAUGGCUCCCGAUCGCCUCCACCCUCGACGACCUAGAUGGCUUUCAGCAGUGGCGCACCAAUGAGCGGUCGGCGUACUUUUCGUUCGAAGGUGUCAUGCGCACGAUCGAGGAGCUGCUGGAGCUGCGCAGCACCGGCAACACGGAGACGCUGCUGGAGGGCCUGCACAAACGCGUCCACCGCUCUCUCUGCGGGAUCAGUCAUCACCGCCUCUACGCCUACCGCACCGGGACCAAGACGGUCAUCCACUCUUACACCUCACUCGUGUGCUUCCUGCUGGGGCGCGCCGGCGAGGCGGCCCGGAUCGACCAGCGCCUGCUGCCCCGCACGCGCGAGGUGCUGUCGGAGAUGCACCACGUGUACGGCUCCACGGCUCUGCUGCUGCAAGGUGGCGUUCUCGCCGCCAGCGCCCACCUCGGCGUCGCGAAGACGCUCUACAAAGCCGGUCUACUGCCACCCGUCAUCUACGGCAGCGGCAGCGGUGCCCUCGUGGCCACGUUAGUGUGCUGCAGCACGGACUUGCCAGCACUUUUUAGCCGAUCGUAUAAGGACGACGCGAGCGCGCUGAUUGGCGGUGGCGGCAGCGGCAGUGCGCCGUUGUCAUGCCGGAAGCGGCGGUGCCGCCUGCUGCACUCCGGCGAGGUGGUCGACCCCGCCGCUCUCACCGACUUUCUGCAGCGUACCGUCGGCGACGUCACGUUUGCCGAGGCGUACGCGCAGACCGGCCGGGUGCUGAACAUUCUCUACACCUCCGCCCCCUCGCCGCUGCUGCAGGCGUGUGGGCACUACAUGGUGGACCACCAGUUGCUGAACUACCUCACCGCCCCCGACGUGGUCAUCCGCUCCGCCGUGCGGUGCGCGAUGUGCGCCGUCGUCACGUCUCCGCCGUCGUCCACCUCUUCGCCGGAGAAGGCGGACGCGGUGGCCCCGCGCGGCCUCCUCGCCCGCACGCGACAGACGGGCUCGAUCGUGAUGUACGACCCUCCCGUGGUGCGCCAGAGCUACCCCAAUCCGUGCGGCAAGCUCACCGGCGAUGGCGCCCGCGAUCCAGUGCAACGAAUGCGCGGUCUCUUCUCCGUUCGCUUUAGCAUUGUGUCGGAUGUGUCGCUGCGCGGGUACUUGUGGCGGCAGCUGUACCUUCACAGUUCUAGCAGUCCCUUCUCGCGGCAACGGCUGUGCAUGUGGGCGUGGCUGCGGUACAGCUGCGCGCUGUGCUGUCUUGGCGUUGCCCAUUUGGUCUUGCGGGUAAUCGCCUUGCUGGGCUACGACACCGUCGCCGGCCCCUCGCACACGUCCAUGCGUGCGAUGCUGCAGCAGGACGAGAGUGAGAACGUGCAGAUUUACCCCAUCGCCGGCCUCUGGUCGUACUUCCGUCUGUGGUGUACGUCCAAUGUGGAGAACAUGGCGGCUCUCGAGAUGGACGCGCAGCGAGAGGUGUGGCCGCGGCUGGAGCAGCUGCGGAUGUCCAUGUCCGUUGAGCAGGUGCUCGCUGCUACAUUGAAACGGCUCCCCCGAAAUGAAGAAGAGUGA